AUGGCUCUGAAUUGCAGACCUUACUCAUUCUUAUGGGGCUGUGUGAAAGUGCAGCGUCAGAUAAAUUUACUGACACGAAGCUGUUGUCAUCACAUGGCAUGUAACCGUUCACCCCUGCCACAGAUGUCUGUGAGACAGUUGCAUGUUCUGCCUUGUGGAACAAGUAGACCAGUUCUGACUUCCCACACACCAGCAUUGUCAGUCUACAGGUUGUAUGCUAAAAAGGGAAAAGAAAAAGGUGGUAAAGGGCACAAAAAAAUGAUUUUGAGCCCAGAACAGCUGAGCGGAUUAGUGGAUAUGGAUGCAGUCAAUGAAGAAUUCACCCGCGUCUUAGAGGACUUGAAGGACAGGUUUAUUCACCAGUUAUCAGUCAGGACAUCUCAAGGUGUGUUUGAUAAUUUGGUAAUAAAGACCCCUGACGGAAACUUUCCUCUGAUCCAGCUGGGUCAGGUGAUUCAGAAAUCUGCACAAAUGUUGGCUAUAAACAUGACACCAAGUCCACAGUAUAUUACACAUGUCAAGACAGCUUUGGAAGAGUCAGGACUGAACAUCAACCCCCAACAAGAUGGCACCAGUUUGUUCAUUGCAUUGCCAAAAAUAACAAAAGAACACAGAGAGAACCUGGCAAAGAAUGCUAAGAUGUUGAGUGAGAAGUCCAAGAAACAUCUCAGGGACAUUUAUUCAAAGUACUCCAAACAAAUUAGAUCCUCCAAAGAAGGUCAUCCAGCAGACGUGGUUCAAGCAGCAGAUGAUAUGGUACAAGACUUGAUGCAUGACAUGAUACACAAAGUUGAGGAAAUGACAGCGGCCAAACAGCAAGAACUACUUGGUGGAAAAUAA
Molecule: messenger RNA, 840 nt
Organism: Candidula unifasciata
Lineage: Eukaryota; Metazoa; Mollusca; Gastropoda; Stylommatophora; Geomitridae
Source: the annotation of a GenBank genome assembly